This is a messenger RNA of Nakaseomyces glabratus, 4380 nucleotides long. It is a transcript of the gene RPO31, whose product is annotated as DNA-directed RNA polymerase III core subunit RPO31. Gene Ontology annotation, molecular function: DNA binding. NCBI's taxonomy places the organism in Eukaryota, Fungi, Ascomycota, Saccharomycetes, Saccharomycetales, Saccharomycetaceae. Gene Ontology annotation, biological process: DNA-templated transcription. The record is from RefSeq and is a predicted model, not a curated record. Gene Ontology annotation, cellular component: RNA polymerase III complex.
AUGAAGGAAGUUGUUAUUGGUGAGACGCCUAAAAGGAUUAGCGGUCUGGAGUUUAGUGCCCUAAGUCCUGCGGACAUUGUUGCACAAUCUGAGUUAGAAAUUUCGUCCAGAGAUUUGUUUGAUUUAGAAAACAAUAGAAGCCCUAAAGAAGGUGGUGCAUUAGAUCCUCGUAUGGGUGUUUCUGCAUCUAGUAUGGAAUGUACUACUUGUCAUGGUAACUUAGCAUCAUGUCAUGGUCAUUUUGGGCAUAUAAAAUUGGCUCUGCCAGUUUUCCAUGUCGGUUACUUCAAGGCAACUAUUCAGAUAUUGCAAGGUAUAUGUAAAACAUGUUCGGCUAUACUACUUAGUGAACAAGAUAAGAGGCAUUUUUUAUCAGAGUUACGCAGACCUGGUGUGGAUAAUUUGAGGCGUAUGGCAUUACUGAAAAAAGUACUAGAUCAAUGUAAGAAGCAGAGAAGAUGCUUGCACUGUGGUGCAUUGAAUGGUGUAGUUAAGAAAGCAGCUGCAGGGGCUGGUACAGCAUCUCUGAAAAUUAUUCAUGAUACUUUCAGAUGGGUUGGAAAGAAAUCCACACCAGAAAAAGAUAAGUGGAUUGGUGAUUGGAAAGAGGUGCUAUCACAUAAUCCUGAACUUGAAAGAUACGUUAAGAGAGCAACAGAUGAUCUAAACCCACUUAAAACUCUAAAUUUAUUCAAGCAAAUUGCAAGUGAAGAUUGUGAACUUUUAGGUAUAGAUGCAACAAAUAAGGCUGGUAGACCUGAGACUUACAUCUGGAGAUAUAUUCCUGCUCCACCUGUAUGUAUUAGACCAUCUGUCAUGAUGCAAGAUUCACCAGCCUCUAAUGAGGACGACUUAACCGUAAAACUGACGGAAAUUGUAUGGACAUCGUCUUUGAUCAAAGCGGGUAUCGAGAAAGGUAUUUCAAUCAAUAAUAUGAUGGAGCAUUGGGAUUAUCUGCAAAUGACUGUCGCUAUGUAUAUCAAUUCAGACUCAAUCAAUCCGGCUAUGUUACCGGGUUCUUCGACAGGUGGCGGUAAAGUCAAGCCAAUAAGAGGUUUCUGUCAACGUCUCAAAGGUAAGCAAGGUAGAUUCAGAGGUAACUUAUCUGGUAAGCGUGUUGAUUUUUCAGGUAGAACAGUUAUUUCACCAGAUCCAAACUUAUCAAUUGAUGAAGUUGCUGUGCCUCAACUUGUUGCUAAGGUAUUGACCUUCCCUGAAAAGGUCACCAGAUACAAUAUCAAGAAGCUAAGACAACUUGUUCAAAAUGGUCCAAAUGUCCAUCCUGGUGCAAAUUACCUACUCAAAAAAAAUGAGGAAGCCAGAAGAAACUUACGAUACGGUGACAGGCAAAAACUGGCUAAUAACUUACAGUAUGGUGAUGUUGUUGAGAGACAUUUAGAAGACGGAGAUGUCGUCCUUUUCAAUCGUCAACCUUCAUUACAUAGGUUAUCUAUCUUAUCACAUUAUGCCAAAAUUAGGCCAUGGAGAACAUUCAGACUUAAUGAAUGUGUCUGCACACCUUAUAAUGCGGAUUUUGAUGGUGAUGAAAUGAAUUUACAUGUUCCACAAACUGAGGAGGCAAGAGCAGAAGCAAUUAAUUUAAUGGGCGUGAAAAAUAAUUUACUAACUCCUAAAUCUGGUGAGCCUAUUAUUGCAGCUACACAAGAUUUCAUCACAGGUUCUUACCUUAUUUCACAUAAAGACUCGUUCUUUGACAAAGCUUCAUUAACUCAAUUAUUAUCUAUGAUGUCCGAUGGUAGCUUGCAAUUUGAUAUACCUCCUCCAGCAAUUAUGAAACCAUGUUAUCUAUGGACAGGUAAGCAAGUUUUUUCUUUGCUAAUAAAGCCUAAUAAGAACUCUCCAGUGAAAAUUAAUCUUGAUGCAAAAAAUAAGGUGUACAUACCACCAAAGCAAAAGCAUUAUCCAAAUGAGAUGUCACAAAAUGAUGGUUUUGUAAUUGUGAGAGGCUCACAAAUAUUAAGUGGUGUCAUGGACAAGUCUGUUUUAGGUGAUGGUAAGAAACAUUCUGUAUUUUAUACUAUCUUAAGAGAUUUUGGUCCACAAGAAGCUGCCUCUGCAAUGAAUAGGAUGGCCAAGCUGUGCGCGAGAUACUUAGGUAACAGAGGAUUUUCUAUUGGUAUAAGUGAUGUCACACCAGCAGAUGAUUUGAAGCAAAAGAAAGAAGACCUGGUUGAAAUAGCUUAUGCAAAGUGUGACGAACUAAUUGAUUUAUACAAUAAAGGUAAAUUGGAAACUCAACCAGGUUGUAAUGAAGAGCAAACAUUAGAAGCAAAGAUUGGUGGUUUACUAUCUAAGGUUAGAGAAGAAGUUGGUGAUGUUUGUAUUAAUGAGUUGGAUAACUUGAAUGCCCCACUUAUUAUGGCAACCUGUGGUUCCAAAGGUUCUACAUUGAAUGUUUCUCAGAUGGUGGCGGUUGUCGGUCAACAAAUUAUAUCUGGUAAUCGUGUUCCUGAUGGUUUCCAAGAUCGUUCUUUACCUCAUUUCCCCAAGAAUUCCAAAACACCUCAGUCUAAAGGUUUUGUCAGAAACUCUUUCUUUAGUGGGUUAUCUCCACCAGAAUUCUUGUUUCACGCUAUUUCAGGUCGUGAAGGUUUAGUUGAUACUGCUGUUAAAACCGCAGAAACCGGUUACAUGUCCAGACGUUUGAUGAAAUCUCUGGAAGAUCUUUCAUGUCAAUAUGAUAAUACAGUCAGAACAUCUUCCAACGGUAUUGUCCAAUUCACAUACGGUGGUGAUGGUCUGGAUCCUCUUGAGAUGGAAGGUAAUGCUCAACCAGUUAAUUUCAAUAGGUCAUGGGAUCAUGCAUACAACAUCACUUUCAAUAAUACAGACAGAGGUUUACUACCUUAUGAAAUAAAGAAGACUGUUGAUAAUAUAUUGAAGCCUUUAGAGAAAAGACUAAUAAGAUAUGAUACAUUAGGUCGUCCAGUUUCUGCGGAAGAUGAUAAACUAGAUGACUAUGUCGAUCAACAUGACUCAGAGAGAUUAUUUUAUGCCUCAUUAAGAGAGUUUAUGACUGACAAAGCAAAAAAACUUGCUAAGCUAAGAAAAUCGAGAGGUUUACCAAAGUUGAUAAAGAAAAGUGAACUUGAAGGCUAUGACCCCGAAAAUGAACAUAUAGAUGCCAUUGUCCAACACUCUAUUACGCAGCUGUAUAGAAUAACAGAAGAUGCUGUUCAGAAGUUCUUGGAAAUUGCUAUUUCGAAAUAUCAUCGUGCAAAGGUUGAACCAGGUACUGCUGUUGGUGCCAUUGGUGCACAAUCUAUUGGUGAGCCUGGUACCCAAAUGACAUUAAAAACAUUCCACUUUGCUGGUGUCGCGUCCAUGAAUGUUACAUUAGGUGUUCCUCGUAUUAAGGAAAUUAUUAAUGCCUCAAAGGUUAUUUCUACCCCGAUUAUUAACGCCGUCCUUGUAAAUAACAAUGAUGAAAGAGCAGCUAGAGUUGUUAAAGGUAGAAUAGAAAAAACGCUUUUAUCUGAUGUGUGUUACUACAUUCAAGAUGUUUAUAAAGAGAACAUGGCCUAUCUACAAGUUAAGGUUGACUUAAACACAAUUGAUAAGUUGCAAUUAGAGCUAACUAUAGAAGAUAUAGCGAUUGCCAUCACUAGAGCACCUAAACUAAAAAUCCAGACAUCUGAUGUAACAGUAUUAGGCAAAGACAAGAUUGCUAUCAAUGUCUUACCUGAAGGUUUUGGUUCAAAAACCUCAUCGACUUCAUUAAAGGAGCCUACAGAAAAUGAUGUAUUCUAUAGAAUGCAGACUUUGCGUAGAGCACUGCCUAGUAUCAUGGUCAAAGGUUUGAAUGAUAUAGCAAGAGCGGUCAUUAAUAUUCGAGACGAUGGUAAGAGAGAACUUUUGGUUGAAGGUUACGGUUUAAGAGACGUUAUGUGCACAGACGGUGUUAUUGGUGCAAAAACUGCAACUAACCACGUUCUAGAAAUAUUUAACGUUUUAGGUAUAGAAGCAGCUAGAGCAAGUAUCAUCGGUGAAAUUGACUAUACUAUGAGUAACCACGGUAUGAGUGUCGAUCCACGUCAUAUUCAGCUUCUAGGAGAUGUGAUGACUUUCAAAGGUGAAGUACUAGGUAUUACUAGAUUUGGUUUGAGUAAAAUGAGAGAUUCGGUUCUACAACUAGCUUCAUUUGAAAAAACCACAGACCAUUUGUUUGACGCUGCCUUUUAUAUGAAGAAAGACGCCGUAGAAGGUGUCUCAGAAUGUAUUAUUUUGGGUCAAACAAUGUCUAUCGGUACAGGGUCAUUUAAGGUUGUAAAAAACACCGACAUAGCGGAAGAUGAGUUGAAACCUAAGCGUACACUUUUCGAGAGUUUAACCAGUAAUGUGGCCAACAAACAAGUUUGA